Molecule: messenger RNA, 747 nt
Organism: Phytophthora sojae
Lineage: Eukaryota; Oomycota; Peronosporomycetes; Peronosporales; Peronosporaceae
Exons: 1
Coding region: 1-747 (248 amino acids)
Source: RefSeq, a predicted model, not a curated record
AUGGCCGACGGCGACGACGACAGCACGCGCAACCUGCUGCAGUUCGCCAUCUUCGUGCUGCUGCUAGUCAUCGGCGUGUCGCCCUUCCUGCUCAUGCUCUGGAAGAACGCGGCCUACCGCGAGCGGCUGCGCGACACCUUCUGCUGCAAGGACUGCAGCGGCGUCUGCGCGCGGCGCGUGCACUACGACGAAGCGGAUCUGCGCACGCUGCGGGAGCUGGAGGAGCCUCCGCAGCGCGAGAGCGUGGGCAUCAACGGGGCCUACCGCAUGUACCAGGCGCGGCGCUCCCGCUUGUCGCUGCGUCUGGCGUCGUGGCGCGAGGACGUCAAGCGCGGCGGCGGCGACGACGACCGACUGCACCACAAGCUCGCGCAGAUCCAGGCGGCGCAAUACCGGCGCCAGCAAACUCAGCAAGCGGCCUCCGCAGGCACCUCCACCAACAGCAGCAGCAGAAGAAGCGCGCCAGCCAACCAAGCCGCCGCGACGCCCGCUGUGCCGUUUGAUAUCCGCGUCGUGGAGAUCAAUGACCGCGUUGACGAAUCCAGCAGCUCCGCUGCGGCUCCGUCCUCGAAUGCGUCGGAUAAGUUGAACGACUCGGACGAGGAGUCGGUGUACGAGCUGGUGCCGCCCACGCCGAAGGGCGAACUGCCUAACACCGUGCGAGUGGGCCGGCGAUCAGCUGUCACCGCCGAGGAAGAGGAGGAGGAGAAGGAGGACGUGACCCCCCGCGACCAUGAGAUCGUGUAA